AUGAGCUCUGGCUUGACCAAAGACGGCACCGUCGAGAUCACUCACAAAACCAUCGGCCCGUCUCGGCCAUCUCGAAUUCGAGUGGCGUCUCAUAUCAAAGUUCGUGAUUUGAGGAAUGCGAUUGCGGAAAAGGGUCGAUUUCCCGUCGCGAAUCUGAGGAUGAUUCUUCGUGGGAAGGCACUUCAAGACGAGGAAGAUGGAGAUGAUGUGUACGUUACGCUCAAGGACGAAGAUUCCUUGAUCGUUGCUGUCAUACCAAAGCGACCAGUUGGAGUUGAGACCUUUGAUGAUGAUGAUGAUGAUGAUGAUGAGUUGAAGUUUCAGCUUCCGGCGUCAACAAGCCGGUGGAAGAGGAAGCUCUACUACUUUCUGCGUAACAAGUUGAAGCUUCCCGAUAUCAUUCUUAUGGGACUCUUCUCUCUAAGUCUAAAGAUGUGGGCUAUUAUCAUCUUGUGGUUUAUCUUGGCGCCUAUUGCCCAUCGUUGGGACCUUGGCCCUAUCUUUAUACUAGGGACUGGCUUUUCAAUCAUCUUGCUCAAUCUUGGUAAACGACAACCCGGUGAUGUCAGCGCAUAUUCCAUAUUCAACGAGGAUUUUAGAGAGCUUCCGGGUACGUAUAAUGCAGACCGUAUAGACCGGGACAUACGAGCAGGCCAGAUAUGA
This is a messenger RNA of Microthlaspi erraticum, 663 nucleotides long. NCBI's taxonomy places the organism in Eukaryota, Viridiplantae, Streptophyta, Magnoliopsida, Brassicales, Brassicaceae. The record is from the annotation of a GenBank genome assembly.